AUGCAUUUUACACGUCUCGCAAUCCCCACGUUGGCCUCCUUGGUUGUUGUGCAAGCACAUCCAGGGCACGACAUCAAUCAAGAAAUUGCCGAUAUUGCAAAGGCUCAUGAGUUUCACAAGAGAGAUAUCAGUAGCUGCUACUCAAAGCUCAAGGCUCGAGGUCAUCAUCAACGUAUCACUGAUAGAAGACACGAGAUCAUCAAGAAGGAGAGAGAGAAGCGCGGUCUCCCUACUGAUGCAUCCAUCAUCAAACUCCGUGACCUCCCCGAGCUCGAGGUUCGCGAUGCUCCCACCGUCAUGAACACCAGCCAUUUCUCGACAACCACAUAUUCCCCAGAUGAUGCCUUCUCCACCGUCUUCACCGGAAACAACUCUUGCAUCCUCGUUCCCGAAGUCACCCAAGGUCCUUUCUACGUCUCUGGCGAAUACAUCCGCGCCGACGUCCGCGAAACCGCCAUUCAAACCGGCAUCGAUCUCAUCAUCGAUAUCCAAGUCAUCGACACCUCCACCUGCGAGCCAGUCCCCGAUGUCUAUGUUGAUUUCUGGUAUGCCAAUAGUACUGGUAUGUACAGUGGUACUACAGAAGCUUCGAAUCCCAGCAACAUUAACGCUACAUUUGCGAGAGGUCUUCAACCAACAGGUGCAGAGGGUGCUACGCAGUUUACGGCAUUUUAUCCGGGGCAUUAUCAGGGAAGGAGUCAGCAUAUUCAUGUUGCUACUCAUGUUGAUGGAACUGCUUUCCCCAAUGGAACUUUCCAAGGCUCAACUAUCUCCCAUAUCGGUCAAAUCUUCUUCGAUACUUCUCUCUCCAAUCAAAUCGAAGCACUGACACCCUACUCUACCAACCCCAACCCGGGCUCAACCACCAAUGCCAAUGAUGGAAUCUUCCUCCAAGAAGCCGCCCUCGGCGAUCCCGUCAUGGAAUAUUCUCUCCUAGGCUCCUCCCUCUCCGACGGCCUCUUCGGCUGGAUCGCCUUCGGUAUCGAUCCUACACGCGCUGGUUCCAUUAAGGCAACUGCUGCACUUACUUCGGAUGGCGGUGUGCCUAUUCCUGGAGGGUGGAGGUUGCCGGUGUCCAACGGGUCCUAG
Sclerotinia borealis F-4128 is the source of this 1089-nucleotide messenger RNA. NCBI's taxonomy places the organism in Eukaryota, Fungi, Ascomycota, Leotiomycetes, Helotiales, Sclerotiniaceae. The record is from the annotation of a GenBank genome assembly.